Messenger RNA from Aureobasidium subglaciale EXF-2481, 426 nucleotides. RefSeq lists its product as uncharacterized. The record is from RefSeq and is a predicted model, not a curated record. Lineage: Eukaryota; Fungi; Ascomycota; Dothideomycetes; Dothideales; Saccotheciaceae. Gene Ontology annotation, molecular function: carbon-sulfur lyase activity. The transcript has 3 exons. Bases 1 to 426 code for a protein of 141 amino acids.
AUGCUUACCGGAAGCUGUUCGUGCAAGAAAAUCAGGGUCGAGCUCAGCGGCCAGCCACAGACAAUUGCUCUUUGCCACUGCGCCGACUGUCGUAAAAUCACCAGCUGCCCUUACAGCUACAACUUCAUUGUUCUAAAGUCAGACCUCACCGUCACUGGCACACCUGCGACGCUUCCCAAGAUGUCAGACUCGGGCAAGGCAUACGAGAACUAUUACUGCAAUGAUUGUGGUACUCCUGUUUACGGCACUGAUGUGUCUUCUGAUAAGGAGUCGGGGACGGCAGUGAUUAGAGCAGGUGUCUUUGACGAUCUUAGUAUGCUGCAAGACUCCAAGCCUACCAUUGAGAUCUAUACUGCGAAGAGGCUGAAGUGGAUUGCUCCUGUCGAGGGUUGCAUGCAGUUUGAGGGCAUGCCACCUUCUGCUUAA